Racocetra persica is the source of this 347-nucleotide messenger RNA. NCBI's taxonomy places the organism in Eukaryota, Fungi, Glomeromycota, Glomeromycetes, Diversisporales, Gigasporaceae. The record is from the annotation of a GenBank genome assembly.
AUGGCUCUUGGACUUAGUCCGGUCUCAUUAGUGGUCACGGAACUUAGUUCAGCCCAACUCACGGAAGUACAAGAAGGAAACACAAAUUUUGCAGAACUCGCUGCGAUCCAUAAUUUUGGACGAAAUCGAGAUAUUGCUGACAAAAUUGGGAAACAAAUGGACCAGUAUUCAGGCUCGUCGAAACCCAUUAAACGCAUUAGUUACCGGGAAUUUAUUUCUUUCUGGUAUAACAGCGAAUUUACUCGUGACUAUUUAGCCAAGGCCCAAAAAACCCAAGAAAAAUUGGCCCAGGGCAUUAAGGGUUUGUCUCGCUCUGCGGCCCAAGAAGAAAAAGAAAUUUCUUCAUU